CGUUUCAACUUCCCCGAGGGGUUUCCACCAAGACGUGGUGGCUAUGCCCUAGCAUACUUCGAGUGUGAAGGCAAGUUGGGGAAGAUGUAUGGUGGAUAUCCUAACUGUGCUUUGGUGAAGCUUUAUGCCAAGCUCGGCCUUCAUCGUUACAAUUGGUUAGAGGGGACAAACUUCCAGUUAGAUAGAUUAAAGAGAUUCAACAUUAGCGCUGCAACUGCUUACUACAUAACUUUGGUUGCACGCCUUCCAACCAGCGACUUGCAGCAAAUCUUUCAGUUGAAUGAAUCUGAGUUGCGAUGCAGUGAUUGGAUUUCUUUGUAUGUGGAACUUGCAAUUUGUACUUCCCAUAGACGUAUUAGAGCUAGGGAUCUCUCUAAGUUUGAGAUAGAGAUUGUUCAAGUAGCCAAAAAAUCUCUCGAUGAUAAGGAGCCCCCAAGUCUCAAGUCUAAAGCUGUUGUCAUUUACAUAACUUAUAAAGACUUGGUCAAGUCUCUUCGGAUUGGUGAGCCUUGUCUUUGCAAAGCUAUUGUUAGGCGAGUCGUCAAUGAGACUAAGGGAAUAUUGAGUAUCCAAGGUGAUUGCUGGAAUGAUCUUCUAAGAAGUAUUCUAAGAAGGGAUCUCGAAUCUUUAGGCGUCGCUUAG
Molecule: messenger RNA, 642 nt
Organism: Brassica oleracea var. oleracea
Lineage: Eukaryota; Viridiplantae; Streptophyta; Magnoliopsida; Brassicales; Brassicaceae
Product: UPF0725 protein EMB2204-like
Exons: 4
Source: RefSeq, a predicted model, not a curated record